Messenger RNA from Guillardia theta CCMP2712, 2214 nucleotides. RefSeq lists its product as hypothetical. Gene Ontology annotation, molecular function: protein binding. Bases 1 to 2214 code for a protein of 737 amino acids. The transcript has 10 exons. Lineage: Eukaryota; Cryptophyceae; Pyrenomonadales; Geminigeraceae. The record is from RefSeq and is a predicted model, not a curated record.
AUGGCAUGUUGUAUUGUUCGUAACCUGCGGCUGUCGGCCAAGAACGAGACGAGAAUGUCAAGGAUGAGGUCGCUGAUCCUUGUGGCUACUUUGCUGUGGUGUUCGUCCACGGAGAUAUCAUGUCGAGAGUGCCUGCGGGUCUGGGGAACAUCGGGACUCAGGCUGAGGGGAGGACAAGAGCACGGGCCUGCCCCCAGAGAACUCACUUCAUACGAAGAACUGCAGCAGCUUGUGCAGCAAGCGGAGCGAUUCCAAGAGAUCGAGAAGAUGGAGACAGAGCUGCAGGCGGGAGGGAAUGAAACAGACCUCAUCCAUGAGAUCCACGAUGACAACCAAAGAGAAAAUGAGACCUUGACCGAGGAGAUGCCAGAGGAAGAUGUCACUGCCUACGACAUCAAGACACUAAAGCGAAUCAUCGAGGAGGGCGACAUCUCGGUGUUGGACGGGCAGAAUGCGACGAGCGACAUCAACGCGACAAACUCGACCGAGACAAACGCGUCGUCGAUGCAGAAAUAUUCAGAAAUCCUUGAUUUGAAGGAGUAUUUGAAGGACGUAGAGGAGGCAAGACAGAUCGUGCGUGGUCUGAUCCAGCAUAGAAGCGAAGCAGAAGAAAAGCUCAAAGUCUUGGAGGAAAUCCUGAACAGGAAGCAAUUGAAGGCGAAUCAAAUGCUCUGGGACUGUGCCUGCACUGGGGACAUCGCUGGAAUAGAGAAGUGUGUUGAGCUGGGAGCGAAUGUUUCGGCAGGAAACCCUGAGCUGUUUGGAAGAAACGCUCUUCACAUGGCAGCCUAUCACGGCAAGACAGAGUCGGUCAGGGCGCUCUUGGGCCUUGGCUCAUCGAUCAACUCAACGUCAGUUCCCCUAAGAUGGACGGCGCUGCACUAUGCUGCUCAGAGGGGGCACAAGGAGACGGUGGAAGUGUUGCUAGAGGCUGGUAGCGACCCUGAGCGAGAGAACGACAUGGGGAAGACUCCUAGCAAGCUUGCGAGGCUCAACGGCUACAGGCGAGGAUUUCUGUUCAAGUCCACAGUCUCACUCGCACACGCAGGCCUAUCCGACAGGAACAGCACGCUACAAGCGUACGUGGAGCUGGAUCAGGAACGAAAGCUUCAGCAAGCGAUCGCAGAUCCGCAGCCUGGAGUUCACCCAGGAAGUGUGCUUGAACCGAGAGAUGCUGGCAAUGGACAAAACCAAACUGCUGGCUUCGACGUCUCAGAUAUGAUGCCAGACAAGCUGCCUGACUUUGACACAUCCAAGAUCUCAGAAGCAUUGAGCAACAUCACGAAGCCUUCCCCUCCCCGGAGAAAGCCUCCUCCCCCACCGAUGAAGCCAGCAACUUUUGCGCAGGCUACAGCUGCCCGUGCACAGGCACCUGAAGGAUUCGACGACCUUGUCAAGAGCCCUGAAGAAGCCAAGAAAUCGUCGACCCCCCUUGUUCCUCAGCCCCCUACGACUCCUCGACCUGCUGGACUUCCUCCGAAGCCGGCCUCCAUCCCGCAGCACGUUUUCAGUGCCUUGCAAAGUGAUACAGUGGCAGCUAGCCAGGUAAAUCCGACAGGUCAGGCCGUGGCUCCUCCAGGUCAGGCCGGGGCCCCAGCAGGUCAGCCCGCGGCUCCUCCAGGUCAGACAGCCGCGGCCCCAGCAGGUCAGGCCGCGGCCCCAGCAGGUCAGGCCGCGGCCCCAGCCGGCCAGUCCAUAACUGCCAUGGCCGGCAAGCCUACGGCAGCAGCGGAUAUAGACGACCUUCCUCUAGGGUGGAAAUCAGCGUUGGACUACCGCUCAGGACGAACUUACUUCUACAACAAGGACCUCGGACUGACGCAGUGGGAGAAGCCAGCUAAGCCCCAGCCAGCGGCAGAGCCUCCGGUGCCCUCCAAAGCCGGAGAUGCAAAGAAGGGAGGAAGAGGAUUGUUCUCAUGGUUUUCUAGCUCUGCGACAGAAGGAAAGCAAGCCAAGGCCGCUCCCACUCAGAGCUCAGGAGGAGCGGUUCCCAAGGAUGCAACCCAACAACUUCCUGCUCCAGAUCGUGUUGAACGUGUGGAAGCGUUCGUACCACGAGGGCAGCAGAAUGUUGCUCCCUGCCCGCCUCCCAAAGAUGCGCCGAAGCUUCCUCCUGCCAUGGCACCUCCUGUACAGCUCAACGAUGAUACGAAUCAAGGGACGCUGCGCCCCCGCCCUCCCCCAUUUCCCUACAAUCCGAAGCCCCCGACAUAG